AUGGGUCUAGCAGACACCAUCCAAGAAAAUAAUCAAGCAUCGAAUCAACACCGUGCUAAGACGAUGAUAUUUCUCCGUCAUCACCUUGAUGAGGGUUUGAAAAUGGACUAUCUCACUGUUAAGGAUCCUCUGGUGUUGUGGAACAAUUUAAAAGAUAGAUAUGACCACCUGAAGUUGGUUGUCCUUCCACAGGCACGUUAUGACUGGAUCCACUUGAGACUUCAAGAUAUUAAAUCUAUCAGUGAGUAUAACUCUUCCAUGUUUAAAAUUAUCUCACAAUUAAAAUUAUGUGGAGAAAAUAUCACUGACCAUGAUAUGCUAGAGAAAACGUUUUCCACUUUCCCUGCCUCGAGUAUGCUUCUGCAGCAGCAAUACCGAGAAAUGGGAUUUAAAAAAUAUUCUGAAUUAAUUUCACAUCUCCUUGUUGCUGAACAACAUAAUGACUUACUGAUGAAAAACCAUGAAAGUCGACCUACUGGUUCUAUGCCAUUUCCUGAAGUAAAUACGGCAAACUUUCACUAA
This is a messenger RNA of Solanum pennellii, 522 nucleotides long. RefSeq lists its product as uncharacterized. The record is from RefSeq and is a predicted model, not a curated record. The coding region runs from base 1 to 522 and encodes 173 amino acids. NCBI's taxonomy places the organism in Eukaryota, Viridiplantae, Streptophyta, Magnoliopsida, Solanales, Solanaceae. The transcript has a single exon.